Molecule: messenger RNA, 588 nt
Organism: Lolium perenne
Lineage: Eukaryota; Viridiplantae; Streptophyta; Magnoliopsida; Poales; Poaceae
Source: RefSeq, a predicted model, not a curated record
AUGGAUGGAGAUCCACCUCUACCUGGCCAGACCCUACGGGCCACCGCCGGCCGCGCCACCAGCCGCCACCACCGGGCCGCUGCUCCCGCCGUGCCGGCCGAUGCACCGGCGGCCUCCGCCGCGAUCGCCGGGCCGCUGCAGCAGCUGCUGCUGUCGUCGCCGCCACCCGAUGCCGGGCUGCUGCAGUCCCCGCUGCCGCUGUCCACCAUCUCUGGGCCGGGCGCUACCACGGGGCCGGCGGUCCCUCUUCUCCAGCAGUCGGCCGCCUUCUUCCCCACCGGGACGCUGCAGCAGCAACAGCAGCAGCUGCCGCCGCCACCAACACCGCCGAUGCAGCUGCUGUCCUCACCAAUGUUGUCCCCGCUGUUCGGUGGGCAGCAGCAACAGCAGCAGCAGCCAUCGCCACCAACACCAAAGCAGCGGCUGCUGCCUCCACCGACGCCGUCCUUGCCUUUCUGCGGUGUGGGAGCGACCUUGGCCCCGGGCUCUACAUCGACACCGCCCGGGAUGCCCUUCCACCAGGUCGUUUCUCUCUAUCGCCGUCACCGCUUCCGGCUUGGAUCGCUAUCCGCCACGUGGCGGCGGUGA